UUAAGCGUAAAGAGGAUGAUAAAACUUUUGUUAUUGGUCUGUUGACAACUGCUUGACCAAUAAGAUUCAGUUUCCUAGUCACAAUAUUUUCAUUCCUGAGUAAGAAAUGGGACACAGAAGUGUGUCAAAGUGAAAAAUAAGAGACCUGGGACUUCUGCAUUUUUUUUUUAUCUCGACAGAUCUAGUGACUUCCAGAAGAGAUGGAGGACACCAACAAUACUUUAGAUGUAGAUGCAGAAGAUUUUAGUUCUGUGACACAAGUGUACAUGGACUAUGGAAACGAUGAUGAAUGUAACAUUGAUAACUCCACUUGUUCAAAGUUUGAUGAUGGUCCUCAUUUUGGAAAUGACAACUCGAAUGCCGACUCCUGUCAGGGAAAGAACGUGGAUGAUGAUGAAAGUCGAUAUAUUCACAACACCAUAUCUGAUGAUCGAAUAGAGAUGAGCAUCUAUCCAGGGAUGAGGGGUGUUCCUGCUAAUUUCAACCCCUCACAUGCCACCAUCACUGUAGAAAGCUGUGACCCAAAAACAAAAGAAAAAGAGGUCAGAAGAUUUCAGUGUGAUUACAAUGGCUGCACUAGGACUUACAGCACAGCUGGAAAUCUGAGAACACACCAGAAAACACAUAAAGGUGAAUACACUUUUACCUGUGAGUCACCAGGCUGCGGCAAGGCCUUUUUAACUUCCUACAGUUUGAAAAUCCAUGUACGUGUACACACAAAAGAAAAACCAUACGAAUGUGAGGUCAAAGGAUGUGCCAAAAACUUCAACACCUUGUACAGACUACGAGCUCACCAGAGAAUUCACACUGGGGACACAUUUGAUUGCCUCGAGGACGGUUGUACCAAAUUUUUUACCACAUUGAGUGAUUUAAGGAAACACAUACGGACACAUACAGGGGAAAAACCUUAUCAAUGUGAUGAGAGUGGAUGUGGGAAGGCAUUUGCAGCUAGUCAUCAUUUAAAGACACAUCAACGGACACACACAGGAGAGAAACCUUAUGCUUGUCAUGAGGAUGGGUGUUCUCGGGCAUUCUCCACUUCCUACAGUCUAAAAACUCACAAAUCCAAACACGAAAAAUCACAGGGUGAACAGCAUUCAAAUGAAACAACAGCGACGAUUUAUGGUGAAGAUGGAAGGUUUCAGUACAAUAUUUCAGAAACCGAGGGCAUUUUAGAUACCUUAGGACUGUUUGAAAUGGGUGACCAAAGUCAGUCAACCACAACCGAUUAUGCAGACAGACCAGCCAUUACAGAGAUUGUAGAUGAACUGAAGGACACAGAUAAUUGUAAUAUGUGUGUUUAUAACAGCACCCAUCAACCUGUCCCAACCAGUACAGAUGUCAAUUAUACCAACCAACAGCAGCAAGUCUUUACCGAAAUCAAGAAAGCCACCUCACAACAACCAGUAAAGGACGUGGUUCAAUUAACACCCGUUCCGGUCAUCCCAAUUAAUCUCCCAGUAGUGCAAGACAUCCACUCACUCCAGAAUACUGCACCGAAUCUCCAAUCUCUGGAGGCUCAGCCAAUGUCAAUACCAGCCGUGCAGACCACUCCGAAGGGGGAUAACUCAUUGCAGACAGUCACUGCUCUGCCUGUGUUACAGAGUAGCGGGGAUGUGGUGAAUAACUCGUCCAUGUUUGUGGAGCACUAUCUGAUUACAAAAGUGAUUGAGAAAACUCCCUCUGGUCAGCAGCUGAAAUCUGAGAGUACUCUUCAGCUCACACCAAGUUUGCAGACACAACAAGUUUUUGAUGGAUGUCCAUCUGUGAUAGAUCUUUCCACAACAAGUGGUGGCAUCAACUUGAAUCCUCAAACUCAGCAGCCUGGGCAGUUCAUAAAUCCCAACCCAGUCAAUGCAAAUGUUCCAGUCAUGAAGGAAACCGGUCAAGAUUUUAUGAUUCUGAGCCCUCCUGACCCAAGUGUUAUGAUGCCAGUAGCAAGUACAGUGACUCAAGUUGGAACUGCACCCCCUGAGCAGGUUCAGAAUGGAACCAAUCAGCAAGUUGUUUGCAACGAGUUGGUUCAGAAUGUAACCAAUCAGCAUGAUGUUUGCAAUGAGUUCCAAACCAUUAGUUCAGUACAGCAAAAGAGCUCUGACAAGAAGUUGGUUACCCCAGCAGAAUUUAAUGUUCGAAUGGAACAUAUUCCAGCUAUCAUUGCUGCAAAUCCAGACAAAAAAAUCACCAUUUUACCUUGCACUGAUGGAACAUUGCAGCCAUUUAUUGUCAAAAUCUCCACAGACAAGGGUCACAUUGAACUGCCAUGUGGAAUGGAUGGGAAAUUUGUUCCAGUGGUUACCGCUGCAAAUUUUGUCUUUAACUCAACUGAUUUGUCAACAUUACUUAAUUAAUUUGGACAAAUAAUUACCUCGUGAUAUUGCUUUAAUUGGUUUGUUAAGAAUCAGCUAAAUGUGUGAUAUUAAAUAAUUAUUAACUAAACUGUUGAUUUUUAAGAAUGAGCUAUUGAAUUGUUAUGAAUUAUUGUCUAUAUCCUGUUAAUUGUUUUCAGUUCAAAUCAGAUUUGUUUUACAAUAAAAGUGCUUUUCAUGGAAUGAUAAUAAAAUA
This is a messenger RNA of Saccostrea echinata, 2565 nucleotides long. Its product is annotated as zinc finger protein 76-like. Lineage: Eukaryota; Metazoa; Mollusca; Bivalvia; Ostreida; Ostreidae. The transcript has 10 exons. Gene Ontology annotation, cellular component: nucleus. The record is from RefSeq and is a predicted model, not a curated record. Gene Ontology annotation, biological process: regulation of transcription by RNA polymerase II. Bases 201 to 2351 code for a protein of 716 amino acids.